GAGCCGCUGGAUCGACUUACAUCGGAAAAUACGCCAUCACCUGACCUUUACCCGGUCAUUCUUGGAUACUGAACCUGUUUCGACAUCAGGAUUUCAUCAUACCUCACCACCAUUCGAGCUGGUUACGAGGCUAUUCAGAGGGUUUCCUUACGACAUAACAAGGACCUCGAUUUACACUGAACAUAAUCUACCACGACGCAACGAAUAUACUCAAACGGCCUUACAUACCAAACAUAUUCCACAAACUACGGCAGCGAUAAUUACUUACUCCCCCGACUCAACCAUCUUCUUUCAUCAUGGCCGAAAACCAGCCCGACGCCAAAACCCCUCCCACAAGCCUCGGAGGGCAGACGGGAGUGGGAACAGGAACACCAAACACCUUGAGCGGAGCAACAAGGGCACAAACAUCACCAACACCCUCAAUAAAAGCGACGCCAUCAUCAUCAUUGCCUGCUAGAUCCUCAUCAUCAUCCUCCUCCUCAUCAGCACCAGUAAGGCAAAACACACCAACGCCAUCUCAGACGCCCUCACAAACACCAACGCCAACACCCUCACCACCGCCGCCGCCGCCGCCGCCGCCACCACCAUCAAGUUCCGCCCGACCCCUCACAACAUUCAUCAUCUCAACCACUACAAACGCAACAUCAACACCAACACCAUCACUCUCCGACCCACCACCACUCCCUUCACCAACAUCUAUCCCAGGCGUGAUACCCAUCUCAACACCAGGCGGCGGCGACCUCACCCCCUCACCAACACCAUCCUUCAUCCCUCCGCCCCCGCCGCCCGUGAUACCAGAAACCACACCCCUCCUAAGCCUCACCCCAACCCCAACACCAACACCCACACCAAGCGGUAACACCAACACCGGCAGCGGCGGUAUCGCUUCGCCCAGCCAAGCCGAGACCUCGGGCGGCAGCAACGUGAAGCUGAUGCCGGCGCUGCCCAUCGCGCUGGGCUCCGUGGGCGGGGUGUUGAUCUUUGGGUUGGUGAUUGGCAUGCUGUACCGCAAGGGCCGGUGGCCGUUCCGCAAGAGGCGGAAUUUUGCGCAGAUUGAUGAGCUGGAGGUGGAGAGGCAGCAGGAGCUUGAGAGGCAGAAUAAGAUGAAGUGGGAUCCGAGGGUGACGAGGACGUAUCGGACGCAGGAUGCGGGGGUGAACUUUUGAUGAUCCCAAGGAAGGGUAGUACUACAAGAUUCAAUGACAGCUGCAAGACGACUUGAACGUCUAGAUUCACAUUGAUAUUUCAGGAACCUCAAAUUUGCUGUGAUGUUUAUGUGAAGUACCUACCCUAGUUACUGGAACCGAGCUUUCACCGCUCAGCAAACAAGUUAUUUGCUACCUCUCAACGUAGUAUCACGAC
Colletotrichum godetiae is the source of this 1362-nucleotide messenger RNA. RefSeq lists its product as uncharacterized. The coding region runs from base 297 to 1166 and encodes 289 amino acids. The transcript has a single exon. The record is from RefSeq and is a predicted model, not a curated record. Lineage: Eukaryota; Fungi; Ascomycota; Sordariomycetes; Glomerellales; Glomerellaceae.